Molecule: messenger RNA, 3680 nt
Organism: Perca flavescens (yellow perch)
Lineage: Eukaryota; Metazoa; Chordata; Actinopteri; Perciformes; Percidae
Gene: armh3
Product: armadillo like helical domain containing 3
Exons: 26
Coding region: 435-2504 (689 amino acids)
Cellular component (GO): cytosol
Source: RefSeq, a predicted model, not a curated record
CUUAAUGUAGUAUCAGGAGAGUCACUUAACUUUACGUUGUCUUAAAAGAAGGAUUAACGUGACCUCUUAUUAUAUUAAAUUCCACACCUCCGUAACAGUGAAAUAUUGUAAAACAACCUUUUAAUUCGUGAAAUGUUAUUUUGGCAUUUAUUUCGCAGAAACAUCCAAAAGCAGCACAAAAGUCAGUUUUUUUUCUAUACUCCUUUUAUCACAACGGGUCAUUAGUCCGUCCCAAGAUUGCUGCGGCAGAGACACAUGGAGGAAGCAGACGCAUCUCACAAGCCGGUAUAUCUGUGGAAGGGGUAUUUGUGGGGCGCUAGGACCCUGAAGACCAAUAGGAGGCUAUUGAUAGCAUUAUGCUAGCAGAUGCUAGUGUUGUCACAAGGAUUCAUGAACUACCUUUUAAAUUGUAAUACUUUAAUUGAGACUUAGUCAUGUCUCAGCUGGAGAAGAAGGCAGGGCUGCUGAGGAGGACCUCAUCCUCUAAGAAACCCUUGAAAGAGAAGGUGGUGUUGAUGUAUGAUGAGAUUUUUGCUAAAGAAGACCCAGCCAAAAACAACCCUCGCUUCUGGGACGAGCUGUUUCUUAUGAAAGUAAAUCUAGAGUACCUGGAGUCCAAGUUGGAGAGUGUAGAUGGGGAGGAAGUUCAGCGGAUCCAGGACAACAUCAACUCUCUGUUCCACCACUGUGUUCAGGCUCUGGGAGAGGAGCACCAGAUCAAAGUAGUCAAUGCCCUGCAGACACUCUGUGCACUUUUCCGGGGGGUUCACCAGAAGAACAAGUCCACGUCUGGCUUUGACAUAAUCAACAUGCUCAUGGGCUUUGACAAGGCUGAGCAAAGGAUGAAGGACCUGAUGGAGAGACUGGACAGCCUUCUUUGUGGAGAUGGCUCAGAGAGUCUGAAGAGCCUUUGUCUCAAACUGCUGCUGUGUCUGGUGACGGUAACGGACAAUAUUAGUCAGAACACCAUACUGGAAUAUGUGAUGAUCAACAGCAUCUUUGAAGCCAUUCUACAGAUCCUGUCAGAUGUGUCCAGUAGAGGGCAGCAUGGUUAUGAUGCUGUGGUCCUUCUGGCCCUGCUGGUCAACUACAGGAAAUAUGAGUCUGUGAACCCAUACAUUGUGAAGCUCUCCAUUGUGGACGAUGAGCCAACACUAGAUGGAAUGGGUAUGGUUGUCCACCAAGCUCUGACAGAAUAUAACAGGCAGUACAAAGACAAAGAGGAAGAGCACCAGGGUGGGUUCUUCUCUACCCUCACUAGUAUGGUGGGCAGCAUGUUUAUAGCUGACGCUGAUGAGAAACUCUCUGUACAGACCAAUGAGGCGAUUCUGCUGGCGCUCUAUGAGGCUGUGCACCUUAACCGCAACUUCAUCACUGUAUUAGCCCAAAGCCACCCUGAGAUGGACAUCCCAACCACACCCACCACCCUUACUCCAACCACACCUACAACACCACUUGGCACUACUCCACCCUCCUUAGACAUGAUGAACAACCCAGAGCUGCCCCUGGAUCCCAACCUGCAGACCAGCAACCUUCUCAUCACCUUCCUCAAGUACGCCUCCAUUGUAAUGCAGGAUACUAAAGAUGAGCAUCGCCUCAACAGUGCCAGACUGUGCCUAAUCAUCCUCACCUGCAUAGCCGAGGACCAGUAUGCUGAUGCCUUUCUUCAUGAUGACAAUAUGAACUUCAGAGUCAAUCUCCACAGAAUGCCCAUGAGGCACAGAAAAAAAGCGGUGGACAAGAACAUCCCUUCACGGCCGCUGGUGUGUGCUGUUCUAGAUCUGAUGGUGGAGUUUAUUGUCACUCAUAUGAUGAAGGAUUUCCCCAUGGAUUUAUACUUGCGCUGUGUGCAGAUCAUCCACAAACUCCUGUGCUACCAGAAGAAGUGCAGAAUAAGGUUACACUACACCUGGAGAGAGCUCUGGUCAGCUCUCAUCAACCUGCUCAAGUUCCUGCUGUCAAACGAGACGACACUGCUGGCCAAGCACAACAUCUUUCAUCUGGCCUUACUGGUAGUGAACCUGUUCAACAUGUUUAUAACAUACGGUGACACGUUCCUGCCCACCUCCAACAGCUACGACGAGCUGUACUAUGAAAUUGUACGAAUGCACCAGGUCUUCGACAACCUCUACUGUAUGGUUUUGAGAGUAUCAACCAACACGGGCCAGUGGAAGGAGGCAGCCAGCAAAGUCACGCAUGCCCUUAUCAAUGUUCGGGCCAUCGUCAACCAUUUUAACCCCAAGAUUGAGUCGUACGCCGCUGUGAACCACAUCUCCCAGCUGUCAGAAGAACAGGUGUUGGAGGUGGUUCGGUCCAACUAUGACACACUGACACUCAAACUGCAGGAUGGUUUGGACCAGUUUGAGAGAUACUCGGAGCAGCCCAAAGAGGCGGCCUUCUUUAAGGAGCUGGUGCGCUCCAUCAGUCUGAAUGUGAGGAAGAAUGUCUCUCUGAACACACUGAGUCAGGGCAUCCUGCUCAAAGAGUUUUCCACCAUCUCCUGAGACUCGCACACACACACACACACACACACACACACACACACACACACACACACACACAUAUCCAUCCAUCCUCCUCCUUCCUUCAGAUGGACACACGCAGUACAUUUGUGUGGAUGUGGACAGGUACACAUACUUUACAUACAAUACAAACGCCAACAAGUACAAUCCUUGAUUGUUCUUUCCACGAUACGUCUUGAUUCCUCAUCCUCUUCAGCUGAACGAUGGAAACUGAGACAGACACAUUGACUAAGGAAAGACCUGUAAACUCUCCGGACUUCCUCCCUUUGUGGUCGUUCAUAUGUGUGUGGGAUAAUUUAAGGAAGUGCUCGUAUUGCACUGGUUCCUCGUGUGCAAUCUGCAGUAUUGGCUGGACUGUUAACCGACACAUUAAAGGUUGAAUUUAAUUGAAUUCAAGUAUUUUUUAACCCAGAUGUUCAUCUCCACCGAUAAUAUUGUAAGUGGCUUUGGCUGUCAAACUGAUCACAGAUUUAUCAUUUAUCUCUCCAGUAAUUAUUUCAGAAGCUUUGAGAGACACAUCAUGUCCUUUUCUAACAACACUGGUAAUGGUGACCCUGAGCAUUUUUGAGUUUCAAUCUUACUGUAAAUCCUCUUUAAAUGGAGCAUUAACUCUUUCUUAGUAGCUGAAUGCUUGUGCGAAUGUUAACUUAAUUCCCGUAAUGUUCAAAACAAAUGUACAAGUAUUUUGUUUUUACAUGUUUACCAAGGGGUAGAAUAUUUUGAGCUGUAGUUGAGGUUUGAUUGCUCUGAAGUGAUUAAAACCUCUUUAUUGUUGUUGCAAACUUUUGCUUUUGAACAAAGCCAUGACUGACAUUCACUACUGCACGUCAAACAAGUCAUUGUCUCGGAUAGUUUAAAUGAAUCUGAAUGUGUUGAGUGGUUAGUUUAGAAGGUAAACCGUUCAAACAAUGGUUCAAUGUUAUGAUCCAUUGAAGUGAUUAUUUCUGAUGUGUCUCUGGCAGUUAAAGUCAGUUUAGUGGGGAAAACAGGAACUCAUCCUGGCUUGUUCUCAAAAAAAAAUGGAAAUAAUUUUUUGACUGGAAGCAGAUCUUAAUUAUGCAAUUUCUUCAACUGUAGGGUCUUGUUUCUUUCAUCUCUAACUCCUGUAGGUAUAUUUAUGUUUCUUUUUUAAAUAAAGGUUGCCUUCCUAUUACUCAA